AUAACCAUAUCGCAGGCAUGUAGAACAUCUAGAACGGUUUUUCACCAUUUUGAUUAACGCAGUUUUACUUGUGUUAUCAUUAAAAGCACAGUUUUUCACCAAAUUUUACAAACGAUUUAAUUAUAGUAGAACCACCCCCAAAAAUAAGUUCAAAUACCUUGAUCUUCUGAAGAGCCUCGGUCGCUCCAAAACUCCAAAAUGUACAGCUCCCUGGCAAAUUUAUUCAAAGACUCUCAGGCCACAUCCGACGACAUCAACCUCCUCCUCUUGGGCGAAACCGGGGUCGGAAAAUCCACCCUGAUCAACUCCAUUUCGAACUACUUGAACUACCCCGACUUCAAAGAAGCCCAAAAAGGGAACAUCGACAUUUUAAUCCCGAUGUGUUUGAACGUGGCCGACGUCAGCAAAGUUUUCGGGAACGUUGACGACAACGAGCUCCUCGAAGACGGCAAAUCCGCCACUCAGCACGUCAAGCUUUACCUAUUCCCGAUCAAACUCGGCAGCCAAACUUUCAAGUUGCGCUUGAUUGACACGCCGGGGGUUGGAGAUCCCAGAGGAACCGAUCAGGACAACGUCAAUCUGGACAACAUCCUGGCGUACUUGGCCACGCUGAAGAAACUCCACGCGAUUUGCUUUGUUUUGAAGUCGAAUCAGACGAGAUUUACUAAGUUCGUGGAGUAUUGUCUGAAGCAGAUUUUGACACGAUUGGAUAAGAGCGCCAGUCGGAAUAUUAUUUUUAUUACUACUUAUAGUAAGGCGGCGGGUUAUACAGCUGGAGAGACUAAGACGAAUUGUUUAAUGCCACUGGUUAACGAUAUACAGUCGAGACCCCCACACGUGAGUAUUCCUUUGAGCGACAGCAACAUUUUUGCUUUGGACAACGAGGCUUUUAAGGCCUUGUUGGCGAUUCAGGAGGGGAAAAAAUACAGCAAACAUGAGUUGGACGGGUUUGUUUACAGCUGGGAGGUUUCGUCGAAGGAAAUUCACCGUCUGUUGGCGUACAUUAUUGGAGAUAUCGAGAACGCGGCGUUGAACCCACACGAAGUCGAAAACACAAUCAGUAUCAACGAAGUCAGGUUUCUCGUAGAACAACUCACGACUCCUAUUGCUGAAGUGUCAGCACUUUUACAAGACAAUAUUAGAAUACUUGACAGGCACAAAAAAAGUCUGAGUGAAGACGACCAGACUCUUGAACAACUGAAAAAGCAGCUGCACAUACCCUGCGUUGAUCUAAAAGUGAAAAAUCUGACUCAACCUGUGACUGUUUGUACGGACGCUAAAUGUGCAGACGUCGUGAAGGUCAAGCAAAUCACCCAGUGGCACUACAAACAAAGAUGCCAUAACCCUUGUUUACUAAAUGGGAUUCCUAGAGAAAUGAUCGGAGAUCCAGGACUAAUCAAGUGUGACGCCAUGGCGGGACAAGAAACGUGCCAGCAGUGCGGCUGUCACUGGAAACUCCACAUGCACAUCUACAAAGAAACCGAGAAAGUCCAAACCCAGCAAGAAGACCAACACGUGAAAAACCAAAUCCAAACCAAGCAAGAUGCUCGCGUUCAAAUACAAAAACUAAUGAAAGAUAUCAACACACGCAUGACAGAACUGGAAGCAGAAAGCGAAACCAUUUCGAAAAUCGUCGCCAAGUUUUCGUACUUCUUGCAAGAACACGCGCUGACGCCCUUCAAUGACGCCUACAGCGACUACAUCGAGCAGCUCCUCAAAAAUGAGAGGUAUUUGGGAAAGUUCGCCGAUCAGGAUGUCGUCACCAAGCUCGAGAAACUCCUCACCCGGCACCAACACCUGCAAAAAAUUUUCCAAGAUGGUGCGAAAAAUGUCCAAGCGGGAGAAACAAGUAACGAUUUGAGGCUUCAAGGAAUCAAAGAUAGUAUCUCGGAGCUCUACACUUUGAAACACAUGGGGAAGACCAUACAAGAACUCAUAGAAAAAUCAAGCACUUGUCGUCAGAAGGAAACGCAGAAGAAUUUCAGUUGCAAAGUCGCGCAAGAAAUCGUCUUGGACAAGAAAAUCGCCGAAGAAGAAAAUGAGAGUCUUUACGUACCUUCCUAUUCGGUAAUAUACACUUUCAAAUCUGACGAUUUAGAAGACGAUCGAUCGGCGACACCCACCACGAAUUUUCGACGUUCUGGUGAUUCAUCAAGAAAUCCCAAAGGCUUCGAAAAUCAUCAAGAGCCUAAUUCUAUGCAAAACGCACGACGAUCAUCUUCGCAGAAUCGUUUUGACCAUUCACGAGGAUAUGACAUAGAAUACAGUGGGACCAGACCUACAACCCAACACUCUAGAAAUUUCGAUCGUGAGCCUGCAACAUUACGAAGAAUAAACUCAAUGUCACAACAUGACUCACGUAGGUAUGUCAACUAUCGUCAACACCACCAAGUGCGUGAAAAUCCCGAAAAUAUUUCUCCUCGUCAAUCACACAGAAGCCACCAUAGAAUGGACAAUUCACCUAGACGUUACCGUCGCGGUAGCGAAAGCUAUGAUUCAGAUGGUGGUCAUUCCAUUACAUCUUUUAGCAGCAGAAGAAGCGUCAGUCGAUCUAGAGAUAGACCUGAGAAACAAUCAAGGCAUAGAACACACCAUAAUGUAGAAGACUCGCCUAGGCAUCGUCACCAUAGAAGCGAUUAUUAUUCCGAUCACCUUGUUCCUGGAAAAUCGUCCAGAAAGAACUACGUUGACAAAAGUAGCCGUUCUAGGAACGAAAACAAAUCCGACUUUGAAAGUUGUCCUUCAGAUAGAUCGGUUGACAGCGGAGGUAGCGUUGAAAUGUCUAGGAACCGAAGAGACUAUAAGAAGUCCAGUCGUACAAAACAUAAGUCUUCUCGUGGUUCGGGAGAUGCAGAAGAGGACUACGAUACAAGAAUUGAAAAGAAGUCGAAACAUAGAUCACACAAAGACUCAUCUAGGACUCAUCGCCGUAGAAGCGAAAGUGAAAAUUACGGUUCAGAUGAGAGUCCUUCUAGCAAAAACACGGUUAGACAAUCUAGGAACGGAAGAGGGUCUAAAUCUUCUAGUAUAAAUUACGAUUCAGAGGAUGAUCGUCCUACUACGUCUUCCAAAAGCCGUCACAGGAAACACGGGACAUCUAGUUUCGUUGAUGAACGUAAGGAAUCGGAUGAUUCGCAAUCUAGAAAAGGACGUAGUUCCAAAAAAGGAAAGUCUAGAAGUCGGAAGAAUUCAGUCUAAAGGAUCAGGAAAUCGAUGAAUUUGGUGAAAACGAGUGCGAUUUUUAAACUUUACGUGAUUAGAUCUGAAGUUUAAAAUGCAUUAGUAAUAAAUAAUAACUGAGCUUAAA
This is a messenger RNA of Zophobas morio, 3307 nucleotides long. RefSeq lists its product as uncharacterized. The coding region runs from base 199 to 3198 and encodes 999 amino acids. The transcript has 5 exons. Lineage: Eukaryota; Metazoa; Arthropoda; Insecta; Coleoptera; Tenebrionidae. The record is from RefSeq and is a predicted model, not a curated record.